Messenger RNA from Wyeomyia smithii (pitcher-plant mosquito), 654 nucleotides. RefSeq lists its product as uncharacterized. The record is from RefSeq and is a predicted model, not a curated record. The transcript is spliced from 2 exons. Lineage: Eukaryota; Metazoa; Arthropoda; Insecta; Diptera; Culicidae. Bases 1 to 654 code for a protein of 217 amino acids.
AUGGAGGAAGACCUGUGUAAACCGGUGAUCGUACACGACAGUCUGCACACCGAGACGAACAACAACGGCCUAAGCUGGUUAAACUUUGCCGCUUUCCAAGAAUUGGUAUUCCGAAGUACAUUCUUCCUCCACAAGGACAUCCACAAAGCCACUCAAAAAUCACCUGGCCAACUAACAACAAACCAAAUUGACCAUGUGCUCACCAAAGGACGUUUUUCCUCGAACAUCACCAACAUACGCACUUACCGAGGUGCGGAUAUUGACUCGGACCACUACUUAGUGGCGGUUUGUAUACGCGCAAAACUGUCGACUAGCUAUCAGUCACGACAGAACCGAUCUCCGCGGCUCAACAUCAAGCAGCUACGGAACCCACAAGCUGCCGAAGUCUAUGCGCAACAACUUGAAGCGGCACCAGCCACGGUAGAGGAGUUCGGCGCUGCUUCUCUCGAGGAUGGCUGGAUCGGCCAUCAGGGAAGAAUAACCAAUCACGUAAAGACUAUGUGCCGCGAGCUGACUUGUCGAAGUUUGUUGGAAGUAAUCUCAUCACGAACGAUAGCGAGGCGGUCGAUAGAUGGAAGCAGCACUUCGAUGAAUAUCUGUAUGGCUAUGCAACAAACAGAAGCGGAACUAGAACGGACCUGGGAGUGCCAGUAG